AUGCCGAGUGAUUCAGUGAAGCACGGGGCACCUCCACCACUCAAGGACAAGAAUGCAUCAAUCAUCGUCAUUGGUGCUGGCGUAUUUGGGCUCAGUACGGCAGUACAUCUCGCUCAACGAGGCUUCAAGAACAUCACCAUCUUCGACAAACAGCCAUAUCAUGAGAGCCGCUACUCGUAUUUUAAAGGAUGCGACGCCGCCUCGGCCGACAUAAACAAGAUCUUCCGCUCCGCGUACGGAGCUCAGGCCGAGUACCAGGCUCUGUCGCUGGAAGCGUUUGAUGCAUGGCAAAAAUGGAAUGCCGAGCUUGCUUCUGAUGGCGACGCCGUACCGGCGGGGAUGACCAAAGACGACAAAGUCUUCAUCAACAAUGGCAACCUUAGUUUGACGGACAAACCGGUGGUUCCAGACUUUGAGUUAGCCACGGUACGGAGCAUGCAAGAGGCAGGACACCCAGACUCUCAACUCAUCACUUCCGACGCGAGACAUGUCCAGAUCGCCCACGACAGAGGUUUUGGAUUCGCCAUCGAUCCUUUCAACCGACAAUCACGAGGACAAAGCCACCUCGGCGUUCUCGACACGACGGGCGGUACCAUCCUUGCGGACAAAGCAUGCUCAUUUGCUCUUCACAAGGCGGAGAGGUUGGGUGUACGCACGAUUUUCGGCGCGCGCUCCGGCCUAUUCGAAUCCUUCCUCCGAUCCAAGGCGGGAAAAGUCAUGGGCAUACGCACACUAGACGGCAAACACCAUCAUGCAGCCCGCGUCAUCUUAGCAUGUGGCGGAUGGACACCCUCGCUGCUUCCCUCGUUAGACUCGGUGUGCGAAACGACCGCCGGGUCUGUGGUGAUGAUGAAACUGCCUCCGGCUCUGACUCAGAGAUACGCCGCCGACAGGUUUCCGUCGUGGCAGUACAAGAUGCGCGAUGGAGCCGACGGCGGGCUGUACGGCUUCCCCGCCACGGCCGACGGAUUCAUGAAGAUCGGCUACCGGGGCACGAAGUACACGAACCCGCGUGUGCAGGUCGACGGUUUAGAGCGCAGCGUUCCCAUCACGCGUUACACCUGCCCCGAAGCCGUUACGGACCAAAUUCCUGCGCAGGCAAUGAGGGUGCUAAAACGCUUCAUCGACGAUUUCCUACCUGACUUGCCUGCCAGUGAGGUUGAUAUCGCCAUGACGAGACUCUGCUGGUACACGGACUCGUGGGACAAUCAUUUCGUCGUCGACUAUGUUCCCGGCUAUGAGAACGUGAUGGUCGCCACCGGGGGUAGUGGGCAUGCGUUCAAGUUCCUCCCCAAUAUUGGUGAGUGGAUCGCGGACAUCGUCGAGGGAAAGGGCCUAGAGAGGCAGCUCGUUCAGAGUUGGCGGUGGCGUACGAGACCCGAAAGGGGAGAACAGGUGAUUAAUGAGCUGAUGGAGGGGAGCGGAGGGCACAGAGCGCUGCAGAGGACGAAGAUGUCGAGUCCUCGAGAGCUCAAGCUGGUACAGGGAGCAAAUUUGUAG
Molecule: messenger RNA, 1500 nt
Organism: Exophiala spinifera
Lineage: Eukaryota; Fungi; Ascomycota; Eurotiomycetes; Chaetothyriales; Herpotrichiellaceae
Exons: 1
Coding region: 1-1500 (499 amino acids)
Molecular function (GO): flavin adenine dinucleotide binding; sarcosine oxidase activity
Source: RefSeq, a predicted model, not a curated record